AUGUUGAAGUUAAAGUAUAUUUUUUAUUAUUUAACGAUAUUUGAUCCAUUUGAUGCUGCAUGUUUAUUAAACAGUAAUAAAUAUUUUCCAAGUCGUGUUAGUAUCAAAGAAUCAAGUGUUGCUAAAUUUGGAUCUGUUUGUCGUAGAGUUUAUAGAAUUUUUUCACAUGCAUAUUUUCAUCAUUUAACGAUAUUUGAUCCAUUUGAACAUGAAACAUAUCUAUGUCGAAGGUUUACUGCAUUUGUCACCAAGUAUAAAUUGAUGUCAAAAGAUAAUUUGAUUGUACCAAUUUCUAAAGAAGAUGGUGCAACUGAAAGUGAAGCAUAAUUUUAUGAUAAAAAAAAUUUAAAAAGAAAAAUAAAUACAUACAUGUGUAAGACAUCAAAAAAAACGAAAAAAACAAAAA
This is a messenger RNA of Aphidius gifuensis, 406 nucleotides long. Its product is annotated as MOB kinase activator-like 4. Gene Ontology annotation, cellular component: cytoplasm. NCBI's taxonomy places the organism in Eukaryota, Metazoa, Arthropoda, Insecta, Hymenoptera, Braconidae. The record is from RefSeq and is a predicted model, not a curated record. The coding region runs from base 1 to 327 and encodes 108 amino acids. The transcript has 3 exons.